Aureobasidium uvarum is the source of this 1206-nucleotide messenger RNA. NCBI's taxonomy places the organism in Eukaryota, Fungi, Ascomycota, Dothideomycetes, Dothideales, Saccotheciaceae. The record is from the annotation of a GenBank genome assembly.
AUGAUUGACCCUAAAUACAGAUUCUGGGCUGGUGGAGGCGCAACCAAUCACAUAAAUGACGAGUUCAAUGUUAUGGACUUUGACCAGCGACGCUAUUACUCAAUUCGAGGUCCGUCGAGUUUCCUAAGAAUGUCGGACGAGGAACGAGAUGGGUGCGACGCAAUCGAAGUUCUGAAACGCUAUAUGGAUGAACUCGACCCUGCUGUUCAUACCCUCACGGUGGAUGCCUCAGGCAACCUCAUUUCAACAUCCUCAGACCCUGACGACGAUCGUCAAAUGGCAAUUUUCUAUCCAAGUCUUCUUGAUGCUCCGAGUCUCCAGGAGUGUCGUAUGAUUACGAUGGCCAAAUUGACUGAGCUCAAUCGGCUCAUGCCUGGGGUGGACCUUGUGAGUUAUGAAGACGAAGAUGGCACUACAAGGGAAGUGGUGUUCAAGAAUACGCCAAUCGUGCAAUAUAAAGAGCGCAGGUGGAGAGAGAUAGUCAUGCUUCAUGACUUGCCUACACAUCCUAACAUUGUCCCAUUCGAUCGCAUUGUCGUGGAUGACAUGAUGUCUCAGCACAUCUUGGGCUUCACGGUCCCUUAUCUCCCUGCACCCUCGCUUGACAAAGAUCAUAAUCAGAUAUUUCGUCUGGACUGGUUGCAUCAACUGACUUCACUUGUCGACUACCUCAAUCUGGAACUUCAAACUGUCAACCAAGACAUAGCACCCAGAAAUCUCAUCUGCCUGGACCAAGCACCCGAAGGCAGUCAGCUCAGAACGUUCGACUUUGAGUACGCGACUGCCAUGGGACUACCCUGGCACGUCGAGGAAUUCAACGACGUCAAAGGCGUCAUCUUUACUCUGUACGAAAUCAUCACGCUGGACACUUCCUACCGAAAAGUUCCACCCUCGGAGCAAGAUCCAGACGCAGUGAUGAAGCUCGAAUAUUGGCCACAGCGACGCAAGCUAGACUCGGAUGUUGAGGACUUUCGCCAGCACUUGAGAGAAUGGGUCGAAAGUCGUCAAGCCGUGACUUUGUCUCCAGCAACUCCAACACCUUUUCCUGAGAUGCCUAAACCAAGGUCUGUGAGGGAUGAGUCUAUCUACACGGGAGAACUCAUCUACCACAGCGUCCCAUGGAUGUCGCAAAUGUUGGCUCGAAAACUUGGGAAUUAUGUGAUUUCAUGGCAGCGUCCACCUAGCGCACAGAUGCCUGCUCUGUAA